AUGGUUCUAUGCGAUCCUUGCAGAGGAAUACCAUGGAAGAAUCUUCCUGAAGCCCCAUCGGAGUCAGGGCCGUCCCUCAGCGGAUAUCCAUAUCUCCAAGAAUUUCACUUCUGGCCCGAAGAUAACCGAGGCUAUCUACAUCAUCAGAGUCUAGAAGCUCUGCAAAAUGCUGCUAACGAUGAAGGCUGUGGUAUCUGUCGCUUGAUACUGAGUCAGGUCGAGUUGUGCAUGGCGGAACUUGAAGAGCUUGAGCCCAAGUGGGAAGCAGGAACUGAAAUGAAGUAUGGUUGGCCGCUCUGGGAAAUGUGGAUUGUCAAGAGAGAAGUUGGAGGGGAUGGGCUUUGGGUCAUGACGGCCAUUGGACUCUGUGUAGACGAUGGUAAUCCUUUGGCUCCGAUCAUUCGUGGACGACCCGUUGAGCAGUAUGGCGGAGCUUCGAAGGCCAUAUCUAGGGUUCAUGAGUGGGUUACUAAAUACAACAAGCAUCCCAAGUGCAGUCCCGGAGACACGCUGUUGCCAGGUCGAGUCGUUGACGUGGGUGUUGAUAUGAACAGCCCAUACGCGAAGCUUAGAGAGACAGACGGACAGGAACGUGGAAAAUAUAUAUCGCUGAGCUACUGUUGGGGCAAAGUGCCCCAGUUCACAACCACCAAAGCAACUCUCGAAGAGCGUAAAUGUCAAAUCAUCAUCUCUGAUUUGUCACAAACGCACCAAGAUGUUAUCAAACUAGCACGCGAGCUAGGUGUUAGAUAUCUCUGGAUAGAUAGUAUCUGCAUUUGCCAAGGCGACUACGACGACUGGGAGCGUGAAUCAGCAAAGAUGCUCUCCAUUUACGCAAACUCUUAUCUAACCGUUGCUGCCUCGAAAGCAAAGGAUCACUCAGAAGGACUCUUCAGCGAGACAACGCCUAGGGAAUAUAAGAUGUUUGAGUAUAAAUGUGGAGAGCUCAGUGGCCAGGUCAUGGCGUUCAGUCUUCCGAUUGACAAAGAAUCCGGUGCUAGCUCCUACGUGAGCCUGGAAGAUGAGCCACUUUCUGACCGGGGUUGGGCUCUCCAGGAACGAGUGCUACCAUAUCGGAGCUUGCUUUAUACAAAGCAGCAGAUGUUUUUUGAGUGUAGUGAGGGAUUUCAAGGAGAGGAUGGCACGGCUCUUGAUUGGAGGUUUGUGAAUGUGCAUGAUAUGCCAGACGGACGGGAAGAACGAAAAGAGGCUGAAGAUCAAGAGGAAGAAGAGGAUGAUCCUAAAGCGAGCCUGUAUGAGUCAUGGUAUAGUCUGAUCUGGAUAUACGGCCCUCGGAAACUGACAGAUGCGUCGGAUAAACUCCCUGCCAUCUCUGGACUCGCGAGUAUCUUUGCCCAACGUCUAGAAGAUGAGUAUGUCGUUGGGAUUUGGCGAUCAAAACUGCUGGAAGGACUCCUCUGGCAGAGUCUCAAAUGCAGACGUGUUUCAGAGUACAGAGCACCAUCCUGGUCGUGGGCAUCUGUGGACGGAAUCCCCGGCCUCGGGAGAACAGCACCUUACGAGGAAGUCGCGAGAGUCUUAGACGUCAAGGUUGAUCUCAAGGGCACAAAUACCUACGGCGAGGUCACAAGAGGAAAGCUGCGGAUCCAAGCGCCGAUGGAGCGAUUAUAUCUCGACGUCAAAGACUGGGACCCUACGAAGCCGGGGUUCGCGUAUUACAACAAUCCGCCGAUCCGUACGGCGCACGAUAAGACUCUUGCGCGGUUCGACUUUGACUUUACUGCCGAUGAUGCGCCGCAGGAGGCACUCAAGAUAGUGAAGGGUUUGGAAGGGAAAGAAUUAUUUGCGCUCAUCUUGCUCAAGGUUGAAGAACCAGAUGAGGAGGCUUAUCAAGCAGUAAUGGUGAAGAGAGUCGAUGGGGAAGAGGAGUAUGAGAGGUUGGGAUUCGGACUGAUCGACGAAAAGGCUAUGGGACGUAAGCCGGAGCUGGAAGCGAAGGAUGAGUUUCCGAUUAUUACGCUCGUUCAGACUGACGGUGGGAGGCAUUUUAAUCUUACAGCCAGCCACGUUGUCCGAGCUGAAACUGUUGAUCGAAUGGAAGCCAUCGCAGAAAGCCUCAUUGACCAGGGUUACAAUGCCAAGACUGCCACAGCCAGAAAGAUUUUCAGGUCAAGUAUCAUUACAGGACAACCCUGUUCGAAUGAGGAAACUUCGACGAUAACCGAGACGACCCAAGUAUCGAGCCUCGCGGCAUCCUGUGCAACAUACACCGGCGAUCUCCAACUCACCAAUAUUACGAAGACCAUCAACAUGACUGGCGUCGAGACUCUCAUUGGCGAUAUCACGUACAGCAACGACUUCCCAGACGAAUACGUUACGUUCUAUAGCUCAACGCUCACGAAUGUUACCGGUGACCUCCUGAUGUACGGCGCCGGAGGAAAGCUUACCAAAACACCGGGUGACUUGAACAUAACGCUUCCAGCUCUACGAACCAUCUAUCGCCUGGCUGCGUAUGGAGGAUGGGGCGACGUAUCAAUUAAUACGGAUCCAACGCUGAAUGUAUCACAAGGGCUUCAGAUCAGCUCUGGAGCAAGCCAGUCUGCGGCGGGCAACUUGUACUUGAACCUUAGUUCUACUUAUAGUAUUGGCGUUUUAGGUGUCGACUUUCAAGCCACCGGGGGAGCACUUUUCACCUCAUCGGCGGAGAGCGUCAAACGCGAGAUCACAAUCUGGGGAAACAGUGGACUAGAGCGUGUCGUACUGGAUAACCUCAAGUUUGUCAACUAUACGGUGGACAUCAGAAGUAAUCCAGAUCUCGACUAUAUCUCCUUGUCUCUCCCCGAAGUCGGGCUUCUGCGCGUCAAGGAAAAUGGAAGAGACACGCAUCUGUCAGUACCCAAUCUCAAGAAGCUCGGAGGCCACAGCGACCCCGGCACCCAUACCAGUGGGGGAGACGCUGGCGGUAUCUUCAGGGAUCUUGUCAACGCCAGUCUACCAUCAUUGACUGAAGUACAUGGUGAUGAUGUCGAUUGGUUCAAGGGCAAGCUCAACUUCACCUCCAACUUCUUCUCAGAGCUUAGUCUUCCGAGUCUCAGGACGGCAAACUGCACGCUUGGCAUCGACGAGAACAUUGCACUGAAUGACUUCUCAGUACCGAGGUUAAAUUACGUCAAGGACUUGCAGAUACACGACAACCCUCGCCUUCUCAACUUUACGGCCAAUCUUCUCAAAAAGGCUGAUAACAUCAACAUGACCGGGCCAUUUACCAACGUCGAAUUCUUUGGUCUCGAGGUCAUUACAGGAGAUUUCUAUCUCGCUGGUGACAAGAUCAUGGAUUGUUCUUGGUUCGAUGAGCAUUUCCUCAAUCACAUUGUCCAGGGAUCAUACAAGUGCGUUGGCAACCAUACCAAGCCUACAACCGAACGCAAGCCUAGCACGCCAACCGACGAAGCAGAUCUUGAAGAUGAGGGCUCAAAACAAGGAGGAAGUUCUUCCAGUGGAAACGGUGAGAGCUCAUCUUCAGGAAGUGAUGGUGGACUCUCGACUGGUGCAAAGGCAGGUAUUGGCGCAGGAGUCGGUGUAGCUGGCCUUAUCCUUCUUGGUCUUGGCGCUGGGUUUUUGAUUGGCAAGAAGGCGAAGAAACCGCCUGGUUCAUUUACUCACACUACCGAAUCUGGGUAUCAGAAGGCUGAGCUCGAUGGAGAUGGUAAGCCAUCCAGUGGCGUGAAGUUGCCGGCCAUGUCAUCUUCCAACUACGCUUAUGAGGCUCUAUCAUACACAUGGGGCGAUCCCGACAACGGCUGCAAUAUCUGGGCUGCGAUGGGAGAGGAAGAAGAGAGUGCUCUGAAAAGUAUCAGUUCUCUUGCUGAAUGGGAAGACCUUGCCCUGAUUGGGCUUCCAGAUUGCCCUUAUGGUGGUGCUGAGGGUCGCACCAACGCCCUGUGUAGAACGAUGAUAGCCGAUUAUACAGGUGCUGGAGCGGCUGAUAGUGAUGAACUGGGCUUACAUCGAGACGUGGUAUGA
This is a messenger RNA of Fusarium subglutinans, 3984 nucleotides long. RefSeq lists its product as uncharacterized. Bases 1 to 3984 code for a protein of 1327 amino acids. The transcript has 8 exons. The record is from RefSeq and is a predicted model, not a curated record. Lineage: Eukaryota; Fungi; Ascomycota; Sordariomycetes; Hypocreales; Nectriaceae.